This is a messenger RNA of Rhodotorula toruloides NP11, 1167 nucleotides long. RefSeq lists its product as uncharacterized. NCBI's taxonomy places the organism in Eukaryota, Fungi, Basidiomycota, Microbotryomycetes, Sporidiobolales, Sporidiobolaceae. The transcript is spliced from 6 exons. Bases 1 to 1167 code for a protein of 388 amino acids. The record is from RefSeq and is a predicted model, not a curated record.
AUGCCUCGCAACUUCUUCUGCCGUGACUCGACGACCGAAGAAACGGGUCGACGGCUGGCGAUACAGCGGCGAAUCGAAGCGCUCGUUUACCACCUCGACGAAUCCGUCAACUGGCGGCACUGUGUCCCCGGCGCCGACCGCGCAUGGAAGGGACAGUAUAUCUGGCAUGAACACGAUCCUCAGACGGUGACGGUCGCGAACGCCGGCAUCCUCCUCUCGCUCGAGGUUGCGAAUGCGAGCGUGCCGGUCCUCGUGCCUCCUCUCCUGCCAACGCAAGGCGAGAGUAUCACGCUCAACAGCGCAGACGAGUGGACCUACCAAGAUUGCGGCUUUUUGGCGCAAAAGAAGACCAAGAUUCUGCGCAAGAGCGAGUGGUUGUUGCGCGCCAAACGUAAUCCGCGCAACCCGCCCAUCUUUGUCGUCUUCCGUCUGCUGAAUCCCGACAACAGCUUCUCCACAGAAGCACACCCUCGCUCUCUCCGUGUCGCCUCGAAGCCUCCCUCGUACUUCAACGACCAUUCCAGAGUCGAACGCCGCGACCUCAGUCCGACCGCACCGCCUUACACAGAGACGCACAGUCGUUCCAAGGCGGAUUGGAGCGACGAGGACAAGGCACUGUUCGCUCUGCGGGUCACGGCGUUCUUGGGUGUGCAUGGGCGAAAGGUGCGGUUUCGCGGAGCGCCGACCAGCGACACGCCAAUGAAGAUUGAGUAUUCCAACAGCACGCACGACGCAGUGACGAUCACGAACACCGGCGUCUGGCGAGCCAUCAUACCAUCCGUCCCCGGACGGUCAAACCGCGUUCCGCUCCUGACGGACCUCGAGAAAGGCGUCCGGGUGUACGCGUACGUCUUGCCGGGAACGGAUCGCACGGGACCUGGGUCAGUUGCGGUGAAGUACAGCGGUGAAGGGUGGGAUCCUCGACUGCGACCUCUGGCCGGCGACGAGUGGACCUACCAGUUCCGCUCUGGCGUUUCCCACAACAACCGCCGCGACGCUCUUCACCAAACGACCGAGACGGACUGGGUGGUCGUAUCGCGAGCGGGAGACAGACAGCCUACUUCUGUUAGGUUUGUCGCGCCGGCGAACCCGUUCGUGCCGGGUGAAAGAGGGGAGACGGGAUUGAGUACGCCUCAUGUGUUCAGUCUGCGCAAGCCACGGCUGUAA